GCGCGCCGCUUCCUUGGCCGUCUCCAUAGCAACCGGCGCUGUGAGGCGAGGGGGGAGAAGGCCCUUCAGGCGGCGGGCCUCGUGCCCUUUCCUCGCCGGCGUCCUCCGGCUCUGAGUCCCGGCCGCCGCCUCUUCCCCGGGCCGAGCGAGAGAUGUCCCUUCUGUCCGUGCAGGAGGAGAACCGGCUCCUGCAGCAGGAACUGUCCCGCGUGGAGGACCUGCUGGCCCAGAGCCGAGCCGAGCGCGAUGAGCUGGCCAUCAAGUACAACGCGCUCAGCGAGAGGCUGGAGGAUGCGUUGCGACUGGAGACGGGAGAGCAGGAGAGCCUGGAGAACAGGAGCCUGGCCAAGCAGAACAUCGAGCUGCGCCGGCGGUUGGAGGAGGACCAGGCGUCCUACAAACGCAAACUGCAGGCCUACCAGGAGGGACAGCAGCGGCAGGCGCAGCUGGUGCAGAAGUUGCAAGCCAAGGUUUUGCAGUACAAGAAGAAGUGUGGGGAACAAGAGCAGCAGUUGCUGGAGAAAUCCACAGAGCUGGAGCAUCAGCAGCUGACAGGUCACUUAGACGUGUCCGACUCGCAGUUAUGUCACGACGAGGAUCCUAGCAACGACCUGGAAAAACGCUCUGAUCGUUUAGAGGAAGAGCAGCAAAGGAGCGCCAGUUUGGCCCAGGUGAACGCCAUGCUGAGGGAGCAGCUGGAGCAAGCCAACGUGGCCAAUCAGGCCCUCAGCGAGGACAUCCGAAAGCUGACCAUGGACUGGACGAAAGCCCGAGAGGAGCUGCAGCAGCGGGAGGCGGACUGGAGGCGAGAGGAAGAGUCGUUCAACGACUAUUUCAGCAGUGAGCACAGCCGGCUGCUCACCCUCUGGCGGCAAGUGGUCAGCCUCAGGAGGCACUUCAGUGAAACGAAGAGCAUGACGGAAAGGUUAGGACUCUCGGAGCUGAAGAGCGAGCUGUGCCACACGAGCCGCGCCGUCAACGCCACCUGCCUGAACCUGGCGGCCCGCCUUGACCUGUCCGAGAGCACUGCAGGCGCAGCGGUGGAGAAGCAGGCGCUGCUGACAGCUCAGCUGGAGGACAAGGUCAGGGACGUGAUCCAGCUGCAGGUCCGGUGUGACACCGAGAAGGUGGAGCUGAGCACCAGGUGGGCUCAGCGAAGCUCUCUCAAGCUGGAACGCCUGAAAGGGCAGAUGGAGAAGGGCAGGACGAUUGAAGGCUUGACCAACAAGCUGGAGACUUUUGGUGAGAAGCGGAGGCAGGAAGAACAGGCUGUGGAGGUGGAAGCUCUGAGGAGGGAAGCCGAGAAGCUGCACCAGGCGCUGCGAGAGAUUGCCCAGUACUGCCUUCUGGGACAACCCACGAAAUCUCAAGAGAUGGGAAACACAUCUAGUCUUUGCAACAGGCGGGCAGUGAUCUUGGACACUGAAGGCACUGGUCACCUCUCACCGUCCGACCCAAAAACGGAGGUUUCGGCCAGCAACGACACCGGCCUGCGGGGCUUGGCCUCCCCCCUGCGGAGCUCCUCGCCUCGACGCAGCCACUCUCCCGUCUUUGCCGUCUCCACCCUGGCUAUGGUGCUAGUCCGCCUACAGAAGCGCCAGCUGCAGCUGCAGGAACUGCGGGGAAAAUAUGAGGCCGCUCAGGAUCUGGCAUCUUCCCUGAAGACGCAGCUGGCCGAGGAGAACCACGAGCGACAGUCUCUGCAGCAGACCGUCCUGCAACUACGAAGUGAGGUGGAGAGUCUGACUCGGACCAGAGAAGAGGCAGACCGGGAUGCCAGCCACUUCCGGUCGGUGGUAGAAUUACUGGGCGGUGAGAAGGUGUCCUUGGAGAAGAGCCUCUGGGCUGCGGAGCAGGAACUGGAAGAGGUGCGUCAAGAGAAGGAGAAACUGCAGCUGACCAGCAGCGACCUCCAGCACCAGCGCGAUGCCUUGGAGGAGGAAAGAGAAGACCUCCUGAAGGAUCGGGAGCGUGCCUGGAAGGAAGUGGAACAGAGCCACAGACAGCUGGAACAUUUGGAGGUCACCAAGUCCAGCCUGAGGAACGAGCUGGUGCUGACAAAGGAAGCCCUCAGCCAUGCGACUCUGGAGAAGGAGGUGUUGGAAGAGGAGAAGGCCAAAGCAGCCGAAGCUCUGGCCAAGAACGAGGGGAGCCGGGCCGAGCUGGAAGUCGCUCUGAACCGGCUGAAGGCGGAGGAGGCCUCCAUGCGCGAUUCCCUUGCCAAAAUGAGUGCCCUCAAUGAAGGGCUGGCACAAGACAAAACGGAGCUGAACCAGAUUCUCAUCCAGCUGGAGGAGGAGAAGGCUUGUCUUCUGAGCAGAAAGCAGGAGGUGAGCUGGAGAAGGCCUGCAUCCGGGAUGACCUGGCCCCGCUUGGUGCAGGAGAAGCUGGAGCUCGACUCGGAGUGCCGAGGCCUGGGCCAUUCCCUGCAGGCAGUGGAGCAGAGCCAGAUGGCCCUGGAGCAGGAGCUGCUGGCCCUGCAGGGGGAGAAAGGCCAGCUCCAGGAACAGCUGGCACAGCUUUCCCGCCAAAGGAACGCAGCUGGCAAGGAGCUGGACCAGGCGUGCCAAGAGUUGCAGCGCCAGAAGGAGUCUGCGCUCCGGGUGGCCCAGGAGAAGGAGACACUAAUGAAGGAGAAGGCCGGGCUGAUGGUACAGGUGGCCGCCUUGGAGCGGGAGAACCAUGGCCUGCUGGAGGAGCUCGCUGGCCUUAGGUCUGGGAAGGACUCCCUGGAGGCCUCGCUCUUUGAGACCCAGCAAAGGUUGGCCCACCUGGACACCCGGAGGGAGCAGCUGGAAACAGGCAGCCAGAGCUUAUUUCUGGCCAAAGAGGCCUUGCAAGCGGAGCUUACAAAUGUCCACAAACGGAUGGAGAUGGAGAUGAGCCGCCUGGAGAGGGACAAGGAGCUUGUGGCCCAGAACCGGGCCUUGGCGGAGCAGGAGGCCCAGGCCGCCCGGAAGAACAUGCAAGCUGCCCAGGCGGAGGCCGAGCGACUCCAGCGGGAGAAGGAGGCACUGCGGCAGGAGCAGGAGGCCGAGCGGGACCAGCUGAGGCACCAGCUGAGGCAGGAGCGGGAGGAUCUGUUGGCCCAACACGAGGCCGAGAAGGAGGAGCUGAGCGUGGAGGUGUCUGCUCUGCAGCGGGAGCGGGACGAGGGCCUCCUGCUGGCAGAGAGUGAGAAGCAGCAGGCACUCUCUGUGAAAGACUCGGAGAAGGCCGUCCUCCUGGAGAAGCUCCUGGCCACCCAACAGACCUUGGCCAACCUCACCCUGGAGCUGGAAAGGCAGAAGCGUGAGAGCCGCAGCCGCCAGGAGCAGGAGCGGAGCACCACCAGUGCUUUGAACGCAGAGUUGCGAAAUCUGCGUUCUCAGUUGGAAGAGGCCAUCGUAGGGCACAAACGAGAGGCUAAGGGCCUGCAGGACCAAGCCAGGGACCUGGUGAAGCAGCGGGAGUCUGCCCUCUGCGAGGUGGAGGAGCUAAAGACGCGGCUGCAGCUGCUGGAGGAUGCCCGGGAACUGAUUCGCCGAGAACUGGGGGAGGCCCAUCGCAAGGUGCGCGAGGCCCAGGAGGCCUGCGACCUCCAACGGAAGGAGGCGGCGGAACUACGGCGCAGCCUGAACGAUGAGGGCAAGGAGAAGGAGGCCUUCCAGAGGUCCAACACGGAGCUGCGGAUGGCCCUGAAGCGGGCCGAGAGCGAGCGUAUCAGUUUGAAGCGCGCAACCGAGGAGAAGGACCAGAAAAUUUCAGUCUUGGAGGAGGCCCAAGCAGCUGCCGGCAAGGAGGCCACAGACGUACGCAGCAGCCUCCAGGAGGUGGAACAGUCACGGCUGGAGGCCCGUAGGGAGUUGCAGGAGCUGCGGAGACAGGUCAAGAUGCUCGACAGUGAAAACAGCAAGAAAAACAAAGAGGUAGCCGAGCUCCAGGCCCGAGUAGCCCUUGACGAACAGCGGGAGGAGGAGAGCCGGCGGGAAUCCUUCGGCCUCAAGCAGAAGAUUGUAGAGAGCGAGGCCAGCCGGGAGUCGGCCCGGAAAGAGCUCCACAACCUGCAACGGAAGCUCAUGGACCUGGAGCAGGAGUCACGCCUAAGGGAGAAGGGGCUGCUGGGGAGCCUGGAGGAAGCCCGGGUCACUGAGAAGAAGCUGCUGGAUGAUGCCCGCAACCUGGAGAUCAAGCUGGAGAAGGCCCAGGCGGAGGGGGCCGAGCUGGGCCUACGGCUGAGCGCAGCCGAGGGUCGUGCCCAGGGCCUGGAAGUGGAGCUGGGCCGCCUGGAGGGCCUGAAACGAGAGGCGGAGUACAAGCUGGGUAGACUUCACUCAGCCCUCCGGCGAACCCUGGGCGUCAGCCGCAGAGGCCGUGUCCCCGGAGCAAGGGUCAGCGGUGGCUCCCCAAAGAUACCCUUCUCUCCUCCCAAAGGAACGUCUACCGUUGAGGGGCUCAGUGGCAGCCCCGCCUCAUUGGCCAGCGGCCCGUUCUCCCUCCCCAUCUCACCAGAGCGCCCCCCGUCUCCCAGCCAGGCUGGGCAACUGGUGGCAGACAUCGACCCGGAGAUCGUUCAGAAUGUGUUGCGAGACUUCCUGGAAGAGCUGCGGGAGGCCCAGCAAGAGCGGGAUGAUGCUCGUUCCCAGCUGGGUGGCCUGAAGUGUCAGUUGGCCGAGACGGAGGCCCAGCGUGACCUGGCCAGCAGCCGUGUGCAGCAGCUGCAGAAGCAGGUGGCGGCUUGCGAGGAAGAGAGGCGUAGUCUGGAUGGGAAGCUGACGGGGGCCCAAACGGCUUUGAUGCUUCAGGAGGAGACCCUGCGCUGGAGUGAACGAGAGCGCAAGGCCCAGGCGGAGAAGCUGGCUACGCUGGAGCACGACCUGCAGGCAGCUGCAAGCGAGCAGAGGGCUACGCAGGAGAAACUCAGCAAGAUGAAGGCCAACGAGGCCAAGCUGGAGGCGGACAAACGACGGCUGAGAGACUCCUUGGGUAGUUCGGAGAGCCGGAGCACCAAACUGGAGCUCUUGCGGCGGUCGCUGGAAGGGGAACUGCAGCGGGCCAAGGUGGUGCUGAGUGACCGCGAGGCUGAGCUCCAGCUUCUUCAGGAGCGCAUUGCCGUCAUGCAGAGGCAGGUGACUGAGAGCGAGAUGAGAGCCGGUGCACUGCAGCAGUCCUUGGACCAACUCAACCUCUCGCUGGCCAAGGCUGCCGAUUCUGAGACUUCCCUGAAGGAGAAGGUGCAGGGGCUGACAGCCACCUUGUCCGAGACCCAGAGAAACUCCGUCUCCGCGCAGGAGAAGCUGCUGCAGUUGCAGAAGGCCCUGGCAACCGGAGCGCACGAGCAGAGAGUCCUGCAGGAGCGACUGGAUGCAGCCCGGCAUGCCCUCUUGGAAGCAAAGAAGCAGAACGGGGCCCUUUCGGAGCGGCUCCAAGCCUUGAAAGGGCAGCAGGCUGAACUGGAGCUGCAGAAGGAGGAGCUGGAGGGGCUGGGGAGACAGCAGGAAGAGCUGCUGCACCAACGCCAGGAGGGGGAGGCGGCGGCCCUGCGGAAGCUGCAGAAGGUGCAAGAGGACCGGCGCCUGCUCCAGGAGCGCCUGGGCAGUCUGCAGAAAGCCCUGGCCCAGCUCGAGAGUGAGAAACGGGAAGCCGAGCGCCUGUCCCUGCGCCUGGAGAAGGAGAAGGGCGCCCUGCGGAGAACCCUGGACAAGGUGGAGCGCGAGAAGUUGAAGACUCACGAGGACUCUGUGCGGCUUUCCGUGGAAAAAGGGCGCCUGGAUCGUUCCCUCACGGGCACAGAGCAAGAGCUGAUGGGAGCCCAGCAGCUGAUACGGCAGCUGGAGGCGCAGGUGGCCGAGCUGGAGCAGGCCCGGGGCAAGAAGCUUCUUGGCAAAGCGGCCUCCCCUCAGCGGCAGGAGGGUGAGCGCCUGAGCAGUUCCCGUCCUGGAGGCAAAGGGCUGGAAGAGCAGAUCUCGACUCUGAAGGAGCAGCUGCAGCAAGACACCCAGAAGGGACAACCUUAUUUCCCAGCUUCCCCUCUCAUUUCCGGAAACUAGCUGUGGCAGCAGACACGUGGAAGGAGCUGAGCCCCACGGCUCUAAAGAGUGCCACAGCAAGAGAGGCCACCGACCUCCUAUCCCUCAGGGCCUAGGUUCACCCGCGGUGCAAGGUAGUGUGAACCGCUCCUCUCUUCUUCUUUUUGCUGUCCCAAGAAGGCCUCGGUUGUCUGAACAGUUUGGUUACUUCUCGGAUCCAAGCUGGAUCAGAAGGAGAAUUCGCCCCCCCCCAUAAAGAUGACCGAAAAGGAGCCCCCAGGGAAAGUGAGCAGCAAGCCAAGCGCAACUGGUACCAGAAGGUUCCAUUUCUUUCCUGGUGGAGAACGGGGUGGGUGGGUGGGCAUCUGAGUAGAUCCUGGCCUGGUCUCUGGCCCCCCACCCCCCAUUGCCUGGAGCAGCGUUUGUGUCCCAUGAUGGGCCGAAGGGCAUCCUCGACGAAGGAUAUAUUUUUUUAAUCGGACCGUAGAACCUAAUCAGGUGUGUAUUUUUCUCUGUUGGGACUCUUUAUGUAGCAGCCAAUCAAGGAAAGUAGAAAGUUAUUUUUUUUAUAUCCGCGGCAUUGUGGCUUUCUCAGGCUUUCCCCUCAUUACGUAGAAGGGGAAUAGUUUGUAAUGGAAGAUUUGAGAGUUUCCGUCCUCCCUCCCCACCCCAAUUCUAUUGGGAAGGGUUGUGAAAAUGCAGGAAGGAGUGUGUCCUGUUGUGCCACCAUCUUUUGCCAGAAAAAGAAUGGACAAUGGUAACAUGUUUGGUCUGUUUAAUUUUUAAGAUCGUUUUGUAAAAAAAGGGUCGGUGGGGAGAAAAUUACGCUCCGUACAAAAAAUAUAACUUGCAAUUACAAGACAUUUCAACCCAACCCAACCGGUAGCUGGCGUGAUGGUCGGCAUUUCUGGAAGGACAAAGUUGGGUCCCUGUUGAGACCCCGGCCCGAGUCACGCCUGAGCAGCCCUGCAAGUGUGUCACUGCCACGGUGGGGGAGGGCCCCCCAAGAAGGGCCGUUGUUCCUCUGGGCAUGAACCAGGGGCAUCAUCCGUGGUCCAGAAUCUCCUCCCGUCC
Messenger RNA from Thamnophis elegans (Western terrestrial garter snake), 7082 nucleotides. RefSeq names its product ciliary rootlet coiled-coil, rootletin (gene CROCC). Gene Ontology annotation, biological process: centrosome cycle. Lineage: Eukaryota; Metazoa; Chordata; Lepidosauria; Squamata; Natricidae. The record is from RefSeq and is a predicted model, not a curated record.